CAGACUAAGGGUACGACUUCAUUCGGAAAGAGACACAACAAGUCUCACACGACCUGCCGCCGGUGCGGAAAGGUAUCGUUCCAUAUCCAAAAGUCUACUUGCUCGUCUUGUGGGUAUCCCAGCAAGAAGAUGCGACAGUACAACUGGGGACUGAAAGCCAAGGGUCGUCGCACAACCGGAACUGGCCGUAUGCGCUUCAUGAAGUCCAUGACACGCCGAUUCAAGAACGGAUUCAGAGAGGGCACACAGGCAAAGAAGCAGGUUGCGAACUAA
Molecule: messenger RNA, 273 nt
Organism: Phaeodactylum tricornutum CCAP 1055/1
Lineage: Eukaryota; Bacillariophyta; Bacillariophyceae; Surirellales; Neidiaceae
Exons: 1
Biological process (GO): translation
Cellular component (GO): ribosome; cytosolic large ribosomal subunit
Molecular function (GO): structural constituent of ribosome; RNA binding
Source: RefSeq, a predicted model, not a curated record